This is a messenger RNA of Ornithodoros turicata, 3929 nucleotides long. It is a transcript of the gene Src42A, whose product is annotated as tyrosine-protein kinase Src42A-like. Bases 160 to 1767 code for a protein of 535 amino acids. Gene Ontology annotation, biological process: cell differentiation; cell surface receptor protein tyrosine kinase signaling pathway; innate immune response. NCBI's taxonomy places the organism in Eukaryota, Metazoa, Arthropoda, Arachnida, Ixodida, Argasidae. Gene Ontology annotation, cellular component: extrinsic component of cytoplasmic side of plasma membrane. Gene Ontology annotation, molecular function: ATP binding; signaling receptor binding; protein tyrosine kinase activity. The record is from RefSeq and is a predicted model, not a curated record. The transcript is spliced from 7 exons.
GGAAAACAGCGAUUCACUGCGUGCUGCGUGCGUGCGUCCGCCCGCUCCGUGGUCGCUGUCUCCGCUAAUCCACUGCCGUGUGUCGUCCGAAGUGAUGUCGUGGAAGUUGUUAUGCCUUAGGUUAUGUGUAAACCAUUGUAAUAUACGCUAGAUAGGACAAUGGGGAGCUGUUUCAGUCGCUCCGCGAGCAAGAACUCCAACAAGAAAGAGACAGUUCAACCGCCCCUCGAUCGCGGUGACGUCGCCCAAGCCGCCUCCCCGAUCAAUAUCGUCGGCGUUGGGCCAGUGACUACUCAUGAACCCAGGGCUGUGCACCACCUCGACAUGGGCCGAGGCUCGACGCCGUCGGCAGCGGCUGAGGCUCCGGAAACAAUAUCUGGUGGGACCAAAGUCUUCGUAGCCCUCUACGACUACGAUGCCCGAACGGAUGAAGACCUCAGUUUCAAGAAAGGCGAACACUUGGAGAUCUUGAACGACACGCAAGGCGACUGGUGGUUUGCACGUUCCAAAGCUACAAAGCAAGAAGGCUACAUCCCGUCGAACUAUGUGGCAAAACUCAAAUCCAUAGAGGCUGAGCCCUGGUACUUUGGCAAGAUCAAGCGUAUCGAGGCUGAGAAGAAAUUGCUGUUGCCAGAGAACGAGCAUGGUGCCUUCCUCAUCCGAGACAGCGAGAGCCGCCGAAACGACUUUUCUCUCUCUGUGCGCGACGGAGACACAGUAAAGCACUACCGGAUCCGACAGCUGGACGAAGGGGGCUUCUUUAUAGCACGCCGGACGACCUUCCGUACCCUGCAGGAGUUGGUGGACCACUACAGCAGCGAUGCGGACGGUCUGUGCGUCAACCUGCGCAAGCCCUGCGUCCAGGGGACGCUCUAUCGAGGGGUCUUGCAGGUGGAGAAGCCCAUGACGAGCGGGCUGUCGCACAGCACAAGGGACCAGUGGGAAAUCGAGCGAUCGUCGCUGAAAUUCGUACGGAAGUUGGGCCAAGGGCAGUUCGGUGAAGUGUGGGAAGGUCUGUGGAACAACACAACGCCUGUGGCCAUCAAGACCCUCAAGCCAGGAACAAUGGACCCGAAGGACUUCUUGGCAGAAGCGCAGAUCAUGAAGAAACUGAGGCAUCCAAAGCUUGUGCAGCUUUAUGCUGUGUGCACGCUGGAAGAGCCCAUCUACAUUAUUACGGAGCUUAUGAAGCAUGGCUCCCUCUUGGAGUUCUUACAGGGCAAAGGGCGGUCGCUGCAGCUCCCGCAACUGGUGGACAUGGCAGCGCAGAUAGCGGCCGGCAUGGCGUACCUGGAAGCCCAAAACUACAUCCACCGGGACCUGGCGGCGCGCAACAUCCUGGUGGGGGACGCCAACGUAGUGAAGAUUGCGGACUUUGGCCUGGCCAGGCUCAUCCGGGAGGACGAGUACGAGGCCCGCGUCGGGGCGCGCUUCCCCAUCAAGUGGACGGCCCCCGAGGCGGCAAACUACUCAAAGUUCUCCAUCAAAUCGGAUGUGUGGUCCUUUGGUAUACUCCUCACAGAGCUAGUCACCUACGGCCGCAUCCCCUAUCCAGGUAUGACGAACGCAGAGGUAUUGCAUCAGGUAGAACACGGCUACAGAAUGCCAUGCCCACCCGGCUGCCCACCCGCCCUAUACGAGAUCAUGCUUGAAACAUGGCACAAGGACCCCAUGAAGCGUCCCACCUUCGAGACCCUGCAGUGGAAGCUCGAGGACUUCUUCACCAUGGAAGGUUCCGAGUAUAAGGAGGCCUCGGUUGCCUACUGAGAGGGUUCGACAUAACGCUGCCCCAUGGAGUCCUCUUCAGCGUAGAGGCCUUUAUGUGAGAUAUAACUACUUGUGAGAAUGCUUAAUGUUGAACGAGCAUCGUGCGAGGCCAUCAGGAGACUGCGGAGGCGAGAUCAUGCGUGGGGUUCGCCUGAAAUCCAAGUUAUCCUGUGCAGUAGUUUUGAGGAAGUGUUCGGAGUGAAGAGAGAGAUCUCAUAUGAUUAGAUCUCCUGUGUGGAUACCUCAUCUAAGAUUAUCUUGAGACUGGAACGUUGGUGCGGCAUUUCCGCGGAACAGAAGCGAUUUUUGCUGCUGGCUGACAGUUGGACUUGUGUGCCCCGAAGAAUGGCUGCUCCUUUGCAAGUUUUUACGUGUCCCCGUUGAACAGUUCACCAGCUGUCUCAUCCUGCUAACGCUUUCGGAGCCACUACCACGCAUUUUUUUAAUUUUAUUUUUUACUUCAGUUGUGUUGAGUGUUUUACGUGGGUCAUCGACCGCAGCUGGUAUUCUACUUUAAAUCUACCUUCUUUGGCAGUGAGCAUGAUGGCUGUACAUUUGUGCUGACAUGUUGUUAGGCUGUACCCUCUCCCCACACACUACGCAGAGUUCGUGGGAGGAGGAAAUUUGAAGGACGUACCUGGCAGGACGUACUGCCUUAAUUCUAGCGUUUUGUCUUACUCAAAAGGGGAGAAACGUGUGUCGUCGGGACAGACUGAUCUCGAUGUAUCGUUCUGCCUGCUGCUAAGGCGAAGGUGAUGGACAACUGCGUUUUCGUUGCUUCUUGAACAAAACUUCUUCUCCCCCCCCCUCCCUGUUUUACUGUGAACAAAGUGUAAAUGUCACGGCUCGCUUCCGCGAGGCUUCCUGCCGCGGUGAAGGAUGGCAUUCCACUUGAGUGAGACUGGUUGAAGAUCAACAUAUCCCUGCUUGCCUUGAAGAAUGGACAGUAGUCAUUACUGUGGUGCAUCACGUGUUGACUUGAGUGCAAGCCUGUUCCACCCUGUUUUUAUGUACAGUGAAGUGUGUACACCAUGUUUUUUGCAGCGGGACAAUGCACGAAAGUCCCCUAACCUUUGUACCUUAGCAACGUGCGGGGCCGUCCCGGGGACGACUUCCGCCUGGUGACUGUGAAGUGCCCCCCCCCCCCUCUCCAGAAGUUCUUUCUAAAGAUUGAGCAAUGGCCAGAAAAAUUUUUUUUUUUUUAAUUUGGUGUAGAAACCACAUAUGUGCUCUCCACACAUAGCUGCACACACAUGACUUGUAAUUCUGUACGUUCCACGUAAAUGUUCGACACUUGCAACGCUUUACAAAAAAAAAAGAUCUGACUGAAAAAAUUAUAUGGCCACAAGUUAAUUACAAAAGUUAUACUCUAAAUUCUGCGACGAAAAUUAUAUACGUUAAUUACCCAACCUGACAAGCUUCCGGGAUCUGUGCUGUCCCAAGUCCCCCUCUGGGGAGGGCGGCUGCCCCACUUGCACCCCCUCGGAACGGCUCUGGCAAUGUGACUGCUGUAAGUAGCUCUUGCUGAAGUUGAAGCCUGUAGUUCAUGAUUUCGUUUUCAUCUUCGUUGUCUUCAAACAGAUCAUGAGGAAAGGACUUUUACUUGCCCAAAAGAGUAGUGAUCAAAAAGGUUUUUACGUAGCUGAUGUCUCUUAACCGUUUAGUCGAAGCCAACUCUUAAUCUACAUCUUUAUUUGUUCGUUUCAUGUGAAUCUACACUCAAUCAUUGUUGUUAUUAUUAUUAUUAUUAAUUUUACGAGUACUCGGAGAUGUGAUUCCUACUAACGCUAUUUUCAUACUAACGUUCCCAUCACAUUCAUGUACAAAUUAUGUGCUACGUCUGUGUCUGUCACACAACGCCCUUUGCGGUUUCUUUUACUGUGACACAUCAUUUCACAGGCUUGCAUUCCAGUCCGCAAUCACGAGGACUCUCACGCAUGCACGCAACAUGCAGAAACUAGGUCAUAACAAACAUAAAUAAUUUUUAUUUGUAAUUGCACGACUGCCCAUUUUAGUUGAACCUGUGCAAAACUGAACACGGUACGGAACGUGUUAUCAUGGACCAGGCUUUUGAGCAGAGAGCGAGUACUCUUACCUUGUACGUCGUUCUCUGUUUGCUAUCAUGUACAUAGGCAAUACAAUAAAAAUUAUCGUAAACCUAA